Molecule: messenger RNA, 3109 nt
Organism: Strongylocentrotus purpuratus (purple sea urchin)
Lineage: Eukaryota; Metazoa; Echinodermata; Echinoidea; Camarodonta; Strongylocentrotidae
Product: rhodopsin, GQ-coupled-like
Exons: 1
Coding region: 489-1604 (371 amino acids)
Biological process (GO): visual perception; G protein-coupled receptor signaling pathway
Cellular component (GO): photoreceptor outer segment; membrane
Molecular function (GO): G protein-coupled receptor activity
Source: RefSeq, a predicted model, not a curated record
UCAACCCCAUAUAGUCUGGAAAUACGACUUCAACAAAAUCCACCAAAAGCAUAGAAGACAGAGACGCGUGAUGCCAAUACCAGACUUGUAUAUUACUUUCCAUCUUGACCUGAUGAUGACCACCGCAGAAUACAUUAAAAACCCGCUCCGAGAGGAUCAUAUUUCGGCUGACAAAGACAAAAUUAGAGAUCAUUUUUCAGCGAAGUUUUCUUGAUUGCUAAUACGGCCUCGUCUCUCAAAGCAAAUAUCAGUUGUCAACCACGCAUCACUUAAAUGCCCACUGUACGACUUGUAGCUCAUUGCUCCCUCUAUAUAGAAAACAAUACCUAAUCAGUAACCAUUGGUCUCCACGAUCCUCUUUCUCUUAUGUUGAUUGAGAGCUGAGUUGAUGGGAUAGCAACCUGUUAGUGACCUUCCUGGGUGGUCCAAUUCCUCCUAGCCAAACUAGUGCAGACGACCUUUAACAGGAUUCUCACGAACAGAUUGGAAUGCCCACAACACUGAUGGAGAAUUCAACCCCUGGUUGGAUGGCCGAUGAUAGCCAAAUGGAAGAGACGCAUCCUGCAUUCCCUCUUAUUGGUGGAUACUUGCUAGUGGUCGUUCUUCUUGGGACUGCAGGCAACAGCCUGGUCAUCUACACGUUCCUCCGAUUCAAGAAGCUCCAUAGCCCCAUCAACCUCCUCAUCGUUAACCUCUCCGCUAGCGACCUGCUCGUUGCGACUACGGGCACACCGUUGUCCAUGGUCAGUAGCUUCUACGGUCGAUGGUUGUUCGGAACAAACGCGUGUGCAUUCUACGGAUUCGUGAACUACUACUGCGGAUGCAUAUCUUUAAACAGCCUCGCAGCAAUAUCCGUGUUCCGGUACAUCAUUGUCGUCAGGGGUCAGGCUCAGAACAAUAAGUUAUCCCUGCGCUCUAGCAUCUAUGCCAUCUUGGUCAUUCACCUUUACACGUUGAUAUUCUCGACGCCACCGCUUUACGGUUGGAACCGCUUCGUUCUGGCUGGAUACCACACCAGUUGUGACAUCGAUUUCCACACUAAGACUCCGCUUUUUGUGUCAUACAUCUGUUACAUGUUCUUCUUUCUCUUCUUUUUACCUCUUGGCCUCAUCUCCUGGAGUUACUUCAAGAUCUACCAAAGAGUGAGCAAACAUUCGAACUCUAUGCGGACGAGUUUCACCGGCGUCACGAAAGAGAUCAACAGCGACGAGAAACACGCGUGGCUGGAGAAAAUGAAGACCACUCAGAUACUGCACAAACCUGUGACUUUUCUCCGCUUAAAAUCGAGUUUCGAACCUAGGUUCAAACCUAGGUUCAAACGUAGAUUCAACCACAGGAGAACUGCCUCUACACUCUUCGUUACUAUUGUAGUGUUUUUAUUUGCAUGGUUUCCUUACUGCAUUGUCUCUCUCUGGGUUCUCAUAGGAGAUGCAAAUUCGAUAUCAAAGUUGUCCACAACGAUUCCCUCUCUUUUCGCAAAGUCAUCGGUCAUAUACAACCCGCUAAUUUACGUUGUGCUGAAUUCAAAGUUCAGGAAGGCCUUGAUUCAGACGUUGUCAUUCUUAAAGUGCCUUUCCAAACAUGAAUUGAGCGAAUCGAGUUGAGAGGUACGAACCACGAGCCACGUUCCUGGGGGAAUACAUUCAAACCAACUAACUUUGCUCGGACGAUAUUAUGAUCUACGUUAGAUAUUAACUAACUCCCGAUUCCUAGAUAAUUUCCAUACAACCCACUAGCACAAUUCAGUGGGCAUUUGUAGGAGACAGAGAGAGGUGACCAUGAUGUUUAAUAUCAUGAGGUUACGUGGAAGGACGUCGCCCCCACAACUUCAAUGUGGACAGUGGUAGUUUUAUCAAAUUUGCCGCCAAAUUGGCCUAAAUUUCCCAUCAAGCAAAAUAUACAAGUGAAUUAAGGGAAAGGCAUUCAUAAAAAUGAAGUGGAACGAAUGUUUUAUUUUAUAAAAGAAUGAAAGCAUUUUUUUUUAGCAAUUUACCGAUCUAUUUGGUGCAAUAUAACUCCAGAUGAAUUGGAUUACAUUUUGGGUGUAAAAAUUAUUAUUACAUAGUACAUGGAAACUUGUUUACUUUAAAAAUAUAAGACGGUUUAUAUAUAUAUAUUUCCCGGUUUGAUUUGGCUUAUACUGCUGUAUACAUACCGCGUGGUAGAACUUAACCCUGGUACUGUGAUCUGAUUAUAGUCCUAUUUUGUACCAUCAUGCUAUGUAAUGGGCAUUCACAAAUAUUGGAUAUUUAUAUAGCGCACAUAACACCAUGCAUUGUGCUAAAGGAGCUCCAACUAUUAAAUACCCCGGCUCUGCUAUAUACGCACCCAAUUUCGGCACUUAUAUAUCAUUCAUGAAUUCCUUCCAACCGGUACCCAUUUAAACACCUGGGUGGAGAGUGGCAAAAUGUAGAUUGAUAUGUCAGUUGAUUUUCAUUACUAAACCUAAAUUGUAUUUUUACCCUUAAUGUAAAAUUCGUUAGUACAAAGGAAUCUCGUAAUAUUAUUACUGUUAUUACUAUUAUUACAAAAUUCAAAAGCUUACACUAUUGCAGAAGAAGAAUAUUCGUAUAAUAUCCGGAAUGCACUAUCGUUCCCAUACUGGUCCCGUCUUUAAACAUAUUAUUUUCUUGAGAUUCAGUGAUAUCAACUUGCACCAACAAGGUAUUUUCAUGUAUAAAAGCAUGAAUAACAUCUUCCCAUCACAAUUUAGUGAUCUUAUCAAUUUUCAAUGCAACUCGGAAACCCAUACGUAUAAUACGAGAAGCGCUAGCUGCCAACAUUCAUCUCCCUAAACAUAGAACCCCAAGAUUUAAAUUUGAUAUUCGAUACUCUGGGCCAAAAUUUUGGAACACCUUACCAUCUAUCCUACAUAAGUUGCUCUCCUUGCAGACUUUUCCCCGUAAGGCAAAAAUGUAUUUUAUUGCUCAAUAGUAAUACCCUCGCUUGUAUUUAUGUGCGAAAAUGACUUCUUGUUGAAUUCAAUAACAUGACUGUUAUAUGACAGAUUAUUUUUUUAGUUUGAUCACUUACGUACACGCCCCAUCUGUAUAUUCCCCCAGGACAAUGCUGUCUGAUGAAGCUGUUGUUUGUUUGUUGAUUUUGCUUG